Molecule: messenger RNA, 2038 nt
Organism: Notolabrus celidotus (New Zealand spotty)
Lineage: Eukaryota; Metazoa; Chordata; Actinopteri; Labriformes; Labridae
Gene: hpdb
Product: 4-hydroxyphenylpyruvate dioxygenase b
Exons: 15
Coding region: 40-1248 (402 amino acids)
Biological process (GO): L-tyrosine catabolic process
Cellular component (GO): Golgi membrane; endoplasmic reticulum membrane
Molecular function (GO): 4-hydroxyphenylpyruvate dioxygenase activity
Source: RefSeq, a predicted model, not a curated record
GGAGGAGAUUGUCGUCUCUAACUCACAAUCGGUGAAUCUAUGAACUGGUCAGGUCAUCGGAGGAAAAUGACAACUUAUACAGAUAAAGGUGAAAAGCAUGAGCGGGGCAGGUUCCUCUGCUUUGAUCACUUAACCUUCUGGGUUGGGAAUGCGAAACAGGCAGCUUCAUAUUACUGUAACAAGCUGGGAUUUGAGUCUCUAGCUUACCAGGGUCUGGAGACCGGCAGUCGAGAUGUGGUGUCCCAUGCAGUCAGACAAGGAAAGAUCAUUUAUGUCUUCUCCUCGGCCCUCAAUCCUGGAAACAAAGAGAUGGGGGAUCAUCUGAUAAAGCAUGGGGAUGGAGUGAAGGAUAUUGCAUUUACAGUGCAGGACUGUGACUUCCUUGUGCAGAAAGCCAGAGAGCGUGGUGCAGUGAUUAUAAAAGAGCCCUUCACACUGGAGGACAAGUUUGGCAAUGUCCGGCUAGCUGUGCUUCAAACAUACGGUGACACCACACAUACGUUUGUGGAGAGGACUGGAUACAGCGGCUUAUUCCUGCCAGGCUUCCAACCCCCUCUGUUCAAAGACCCUGUGUUAGCCAAACUGCCAAGUGGAAAGCUGGACUUCAUUGAUCACGUUGUGGGAAAUCAGCCGGAUGAAGAGAUGGUUCCAGUGGUUGAAUGGUAUCAAAAAAAUCUCCUUUUCCAUCGCUUCUGGUCGGUGGAUGAUAAGCAGCUUCAGACAGAGUUCAGUGCUCUGCGCUCCAUCGUUGUGGCAAACUACGAGGAGACAGUGAAGAUGCCCAUCAACGAGCCUGCAAUGGGGAAGAGGAAGUCUCAGAUUCAGGAGUACGUGGAGUACUAUGGAGGUCCCGGAGUGCAGCAUAUCGCCAUGAACACAUCAGACAUCAUCACUGCAAUUCGUAAUCUGAAGGAGCGUGGGAUGGAGUUUAUGUGUGUGCCGGACACCUACUACGAGCAGCUGAGGAGGAACCUGAAAAACUCAAAAGUCAAAGUGACAGAGGAUCUGGAUGUGCUGCAGGAGCUGAAGAUCUUGGUGGACUAUGACGAUAACGGCUAUUUACUUCAGAUCUUCACCAAACCGGUUCAGGAUCGACCUACUGUGUUCUUGGAAGUUAUUCAGAGACACAACCACCAGGGGUUUGGUGCAGGAAACUUCAAGUCUCUUUUCCAGGCCAUUGAAGCAGACCAGCAUGCAAGAGGAAACCUGACUGUGCUGACAACAAAUGGAAUUUCAAAGGACAUGUGAUCGCAUGAUGUGAUAAUAAUGCUUGAGUCCUGUAAAACAAUAAGUUGUCUUACUCCCAUAAACAGACUUCAUUUAUUUUAUAUGAUAGGAGUAAAAUGCUCCACCAGUGCUCUAGAGAUCAUAUGAUAUACUUGAAAAGGAGUUCAAACACCAGGUUUAUCAAAGCUGGUAAUCUUUAAUUUUUUGCAUGUUUUAACAUUGUAACAUUUAAAUUGAUAUGUAUUAAAGAGUACUUCAUUAUAACCUCCCCAGAAGCUCAUUUAACAUAAAAGAGUUUGUAACAGUUAUCAAGAACUUUCACAUUCACAAUGCAAAAGUUUGUAUAAAAUGUUGAAUAGAAAAUCCAUAUGACUGAUACAAGCUUGAUUCAAGCAACACACAAUUACAGCUCUCAAAGAAAUGAAAGGAUGUAACUUUACACGUGUUAUCAUUUGAACAAUGACAGAUCUUAUAUUGUAACUGAGAGCCUCUGUAUUAUGUUAAGAGGGUCCUUUUUUCCUUCCUGUGAGAAGACAGCUGUGAUAUUUGACCCCGUGGUUCCCAUUUUUAAUAAACUGUAAUGUGCAAAUAAAUGUGCUGUUAUUUUCUUUUACCAGAUGAUCAGGAUAUUGUUUUGACAGUGUUUGUAGAUGGCACAUUAUUACUACAAGUUCUUAUUGCAUUGAACAAUUCCAGCUGUUUGGUCCCAUUAUUAAAUCCUCCUUCACAGCAGAAGCAGCACUCGUCUGUUGUGCUCCUGUAAGGUCUCCACACACUUCCUGACUUCAUAUUAAAAUUGAUGUUUUCUUCA